Messenger RNA from Hirundo rustica (Barn swallow), 1465 nucleotides. RefSeq names its product reeler domain containing 1 (gene REELD1). The record is from RefSeq and is a predicted model, not a curated record. Gene Ontology annotation, molecular function: oxidoreductase activity, acting on metal ions. The coding region runs from base 27 to 1352 and encodes 441 amino acids. NCBI's taxonomy places the organism in Eukaryota, Metazoa, Chordata, Aves, Passeriformes, Hirundinidae. The transcript is spliced from 7 exons.
AGCCCGGCAGCGAACGUGUCCCAAGGAUGGAGGAUGGCGGGAGAGCCCACGCUGCCAUUGUGGGCUGGGCCUGCACCACCCUGUGCUUGGUCUCCUACGCGGCCGCCUUCUCGCAGGGCGCGAGCCUUUCCGCCUGCACCGACAUGAUGCCCAGGCACCUGAGGGUGCAGCUGCACAGCUCCAACAGCAACUACGUCACUCUCCACACCAACGUGUCCUUCUACUUCCCAGGAGACAAGGUGCCAGUGACAGUAAGAAGCACCCGGGAUUACAUGGGCUUUAUGCUGCAAGCUCGCAAAGUGUCCAACAACGAAAUCGCUGGCACGUUUGUCUUCCUGCCUCCUGGUUCCAAGCUGCUGACUUGUUUUGAAGAUGGUGACACUGUCACACACUCAGACAAGUCACUGAAGAGAAACCUGUCCUUCGUAUGGAAAGCACCAGACCAACCCAUUGGAGACAUCAAGUUUUUCAUCUCCAUAGUCCAGUCAUACUUUGUUUACUGGGCAAAGAUUGAAUCUGCUGUUGUGGCUCAGGGAGGGCAAAACAAGUCUCUUGCUGACAAGAAGCCCAACACCGCAGUCCCGGCGCCCCCGCAGGGACCAGCUGACCCUCACCCCACAGCUGCCACUGGCUCCCUGCUGCCUACCAGCCCCGCUGGCAUCGUGGCAACACCAGCACCAGAGCCAGAUUUUGGUGUGGGGUCGGACACUCGUCCCGUUGCUGAGCCAAAGCAGUCGGCCCGGACGUCGCGGGCUGUGUCCGGCAGGAGCAUCCGGUCCAGAGGCUGGGGGCUGGAGCCGUCCCUUCCCACCCAAGAUGUUGGAAUGGUGGAUGCCCUGCAAGGUUCCCUCUCCCAGGACAAUGCCUCCAGCUACAGCACCUUCAAUGGACGGGAAUACAAGUUGCUGGAAAGGCAAACGGCAGAAAGAGAGUUGGCGCCGCAGCCAGAGGAGGCAGGCACCAGGGGCGAGGAGGACAAGGAUGAACAGGAGGCAGCUGGGAAUACCCUGCCAUGGGUGACCAGAGCAGCUCCCGAAUCCGCUGCUCCCGAGAAAGGGGAAGGCCCUGGCAGAGGAACCCGACUCCUCGCAGCCCAACUUGGCAUCCUCCUGGUCUGCACGGCCGCGCUGGGCCUGGCGCUGGCGGCUGCCAUGCGCUGUGUCUGCGCCCAGCACUGCCACAAGCGGGCCGAGGUGUCCUUCAGCGAGCCCGAGCCCGAUGUCAUCACCAUCACGGAAAACGGGGAGGUGAUGCACUUCCGAAAGAUCCGGGAGAACAGCUUCGUGCUGGUGCAAGCCCAGUACAACUGGGUCAGCCCCUCGGGCGGCGGGAAGAAGGCGGUGGUAGCUUAGACCCUCUAUGUGCUGCCAUUCAGGCAAACAAACCCAAAGCAGCCCGUUCAGACAGAGGUGUUAGGCAAAAGUAUCUAAACUACAGCUGCUGAGAAGACAGAAGCUGAUAGAUU